Messenger RNA from Penaeus monodon (black tiger shrimp), 2028 nucleotides. RefSeq lists its product as uncharacterized. Lineage: Eukaryota; Metazoa; Arthropoda; Malacostraca; Decapoda; Penaeidae. The record is from RefSeq and is a predicted model, not a curated record.
AUGGCCCCCACCCCUCCCACCUGUUGUGUAAACACCUCUCCCCCAGUUAGUACCUCAUCGUCCCCUCAGCAUUUGGCCCCCCCGCCAUUUCGCCCCCCCACACGCCGUCUCCUUGGACCCCCCCGCGCGUGGCGUCGCAAGCCCCCCGCGCCCACGAUCAAAGUCCCUCAGCUGCCCAGCCUGAGCGAGAACACGCGGAGACUCCCACGAGGUCUUCGUCAGCACCUUCAGGAGUCCUUACAACGCCUCCGUCAAGUUGCACCGCUCAGAAGUCACGAAGGUGAGGAGAACGGAGAGAAAGAAGAGAGGAGGAACGAAGACGAAGAAGGAAGGGAAGCUUCUGAGGAAUCCACGAUAACCAGGACUUCCUCGGAGGCCGAGAGAGAAUCCUUCGAGAGAGAGAAGGACGGAAGGAUCAGAGAGGACGCUGCGCCCACGCCAGACCCGCCGAAGGAAGACCGGCCUGGCCAAGGACGCUCCCAAGGGUCUCCAUUGCUGAAGGCCCGAGCCAAUAGCGUCACGAGCGACUACUUCAGUGAUUCGGGAGAGGCAUCUUUAGGACUCCCGUCGCUUAUUCACGACCACGAGUUCAUCCUAAAUCUCGAUCACGUGGACGAAGAGUCUUUGAGUUCGAGGACAUCGAAAACGGAAAGCAGAGCAGCAUCUAGGAAUACGCUACGCUUCGAGUCGUCAUCGGUAACCCCUCCACCGGAGUAUCCCCUAGAAGAUGAGGAUAUCCGUUUUCUCUCAAGUGAGAACGGUGAUGCUCGUUUUCUACGUUUGAGCGAUACAGAGAGCGAUCGUUUUCUCUCAUCAUCUGACAAAGAAAACUGCCAUCGAGAAGAGAAAUUGGAAGGCAGACUGAAGCAAAAUUUUCUAGCCAAUCAAAGUGCCAAAAAGGACUUCCUUAAACUAGUACCUGAGACUAGAUUAUUAACUGUGAAGUCUUUACGUGGAUCUUACCUUUCUCUUGAACAGAUUUCUCAUUCUAUCAAGAGCACAAGUCAAGUUAACAGCUCUGCACCGGAACUCUCUUGUUCCAAAACUCUUCUAUCUUCAAACCUGGAACCUCAGUGUUCCGAUCCCCAAGUUGGUGCCAAAUUGUGCCGCGGGCUAGAGCCAGCGGCGUCAUGGCACCCGUCAUAUAACGCUUCGCCAGCACCUGUUAUUUCAAUUAAAGUUGACGAACCAGACACUGCAAAUAUGGAAAAUGAUAAAGGUGCGACAAGCGGCAUGGGAGCGUUGGCUCCGCUCAGCUUCUCGUUGUCUUCGCUAUCGGGGUCGUCUAGCCCAGCGCUAGAGUCCGUCAGCCCCGCGAGGACUCCCGCAGAACUACAUACCAACUCUCUCAACCGGCGCAGGUCCAAACGGAGCAAUGACCGGGAGGCUGCCAGAAGGUCCUGGGGCCCCGCAGACAAGGAGGAGGGCAACAGGGAAUUUUGGGCAUCGAUACAAGAACCUUAUGACUACAUCAUGGGCAGCAAUCUUAUUCCAGACUCCUGCCAGGUUGGAGACACGACAGAAGCCCCAUCCUCAGGAGAGUUUGAACUAAGUUGGGACAGUGGUGAUGUGUCGCCGCCUUAUGUCUGGAGUUUCUCCGAGUUUCUUGACCAGUACAAUGAGCUUUAUGAGUGGCUUAUUCAAGUCCAGUUGAAGCUUUAUUCACAUUCUAACCCACCAGACAAGGCUGCAAGGAUGGCACAGCAGGAGGAAUUACGCAGGCGCACCUUCAGGCGAACACUUUUUGUAGAGCAGGGUGAACGAGUUGCUCAGCGAUACCCAGGCUCAGCUGAUGAGAUUAGCUGGCGUGUGAACUAUCUGAACAACAAAUGGGAUCAGCUGGAGAGCACCUUCACGCCUGCUAAGGGUCGCAAUCAAGAGGUGGAGGUAGAAUUAGACUUGGCCCAUGAAGAGGGCAUCUUGCGACGUUGGUUGAGUGAUAUGGAAGAGCAGAUCCAGCCCCUUACUUGCCGUCUGCCACGAGGCUGCUCCCUUCGACCACUUCAAGAUCGCUACAGAGAUAAUCAG